Fundulus heteroclitus (mummichog) is the source of this 1862-nucleotide messenger RNA. RefSeq names its product ankyrin repeat and SOCS box containing 13b (gene asb13b). The coding region runs from base 211 to 1080 and encodes 289 amino acids. Gene Ontology annotation, molecular function: protein binding. The transcript has 6 exons. The record is from RefSeq and is a predicted model, not a curated record. NCBI's taxonomy places the organism in Eukaryota, Metazoa, Chordata, Actinopteri, Cyprinodontiformes, Fundulidae. Gene Ontology annotation, biological process: positive regulation of protein catabolic process; protein ubiquitination; intracellular signal transduction.
AUCCCCGGGCACUGUUUUCUAACCUGCGCCGUGGCUGCACUCUCUCUCUCUCUCUCUCUCUCUCUGCUGGGCUGCUAGCUGUAAUUUAUAAUAAUGCAUCGCUUUAUCCAGGGUCCUUUUAAUGCCUCUCUUCAAAAUGAAGAAGACGCUCGGCUGAACCUACGCUGAGGCCAGGUCGGGUCGGCAGGAGGACUACAGCGGGAACAUGAAAUGGAGAUAACCCGGGCCAGACCGUCGUUGUAUGGAGAAAUCGCUCAUGGCCUUGGAUUCUGGACAGACCGGUCAGCGGUGCAUGAGGCCGCUGCGCAGGGCCGAGCCCUGCAGCUGCAGCAGCUGAUCGAGGCGGGGGCAGCCGUGAACGUGGUGGCCGUGGACUCAAUAACCCCGCUGCACGAGGCGUGCAUACAGGGUCAGACCCAGUGCGUCAGGCUGCUGCUGGACGCCGGCGCACAGGUGGACGCACGGAACAUUGAUGGGAGCACCCCACUGUGUGACGCCUGUGCGGCCGGUAGCCUGGAUUGUGUCAAGCUGCUGCUGGAGUAUGGAGCCACCGUCAAUCCCCCACUGUUCACCUUCUCUCCCCUUCAUGAGGCGUGCAUGGGAGGUAACUCAGACUGUGUUCAGCUGAUGAUUGACCGAGGAGCCUUCAUGGAGGCUCACGACUGCCACUAUGGAACGCCGCUUCACGUAGCCUGCGCCAGGCAACACUUCGACUGCGCCAAAGUGCUCCUCAUUGCAGGGGCAAACGUGAACGCUUCCAAGCUCCACGAGACGGCUCUUCAUCACGCGGCUAAAACCAAGAACGCCGAUCUGAUAGAGCUGCUGGUCGAGUUCGGGGGGAACGUUUUUGCUCGAGACAACCUCAGCAAGAAGCCCAUCCACUACGCCAGCGUGGGAUCUCCCUCCUACCUCUGCCUCGACUUCUAUGAAAAGACUCCCCUCAGCCUGCAGCAGCUCAGCAGAGUGGCUUUGAGGAGGGCGCUCGGCACAAGAGCGCGCAGAGUCAUUUCGGAGCUGCGCUUGCCCAAGAGCAUCAUAAGGUUCCUCUCGUACCUGAAGCCUCUUGUCGUUCAACUCUGACCAAGUUUGACAGGCUUGAGUUAAAGAUGCUGCAUGGGUUUCUUCAGGCAGCAGCAUGGUAGGACGCUGAGAGUUUAAAAAAAAAAACUAGGCAGAUGUAUUUCUUUUCUGAUUAGUUUUUGUUUUUACGGCUAUAAAAGGCAGAGCGGCUCAAUCUAGAGACUCAACGCCGAUGUAUCAAACAAAGGUCUUUCUUUCUUCCUUUCGGCCGGUUCAGAUUUCUUUCUUCAGGAAUGUGUGCGAAAUUACACAAGAGGUCCAUGCACCUGUUACGACAGGCUGCGUUCUGACUACAAAGCCGUUGCUGUUACCUGGAAUCAGGUUUUACGUGUUUCUUGGAAGUGCAUCUAACCGGCAUAAUUAGUUUGAAUCACCGCAGCAGGAACUUUGGCGCGCCUCUAGUCGUUUAGGUCUGCUUCUAUCAUGGAUCUGAAGUACAUUAGGGUGAUGUUAGCUUGGUGGUCAUGGAUAUUUUUAUAGAGACAGUGAAGCAAACCAGUGAAUGUAGAGCGGAUCUCUAGGGAAACAAUAAAAAAAGCACUACAGAGUCUGAUGUAGAGGCCUCCCAAACAAACAGAAAAUUAAGAUUUAAUACAGCGGUAUAAAUAUGAAGCUUUUUUUCAAUUCUGCAAGCUGCAUCAAAGACUUCAUAAUUAGUAUUGUAUAAUUGUAUGUACAUGUACAUAUUCUGUAACUAUUUAUUUUUUAUGUAAAUAUGUAAAUAUUACAGGUGGUUAUACCUCUAUGAAGUUGAUGGAAAUAAAAAGACCGAAAUCAGUCGA